Spea bombifrons (plains spadefoot toad) is the source of this 1585-nucleotide messenger RNA. Its product is annotated as cytochrome P450 2F3-like. The record is from RefSeq and is a predicted model, not a curated record. Gene Ontology annotation, biological process: xenobiotic metabolic process. Gene Ontology annotation, cellular component: cytoplasm; intracellular membrane-bounded organelle. Gene Ontology annotation, molecular function: oxygen binding; heme binding; iron ion binding. The coding region runs from base 1 to 1476 and encodes 491 amino acids. Lineage: Eukaryota; Metazoa; Chordata; Amphibia; Anura; Pelobatidae. The transcript is spliced from 9 exons.
AUGGACCUCGAUGGCUCUGUCACCCUCCUUCUCGUCUUCCUCCUCACCUGCGUAAUCUUCCUGGCCAAGAGGAAGCGUCGCGGGAAAUUGCCCCCGGGUCCCACUCCUCUGCCGUUCAUUGGAAACAUGCACCAGGUCAAGAUAAAUGACCUCAUCAAGUCCCUGGUGGAUCUCAGUAAGACGUACGGCCCCAUGUAUACCUUCCACCUUGGCUCUCGCCCCACGGUGGUGCUGUGCGGGUACCAGGUAUUAAAGGAGGCGCUGAUCGACCACGCGGAGGAGUUCAGCGGGAGGGGAGACUUCCCUGCCGUCCAGAUGUACAGCAAGGGAAACGGAAUAGUGUACGGCACGGGUGAGAGGUGGAGGCAGUUGCGUCGUUUUGCGAUCACCACCUUGAAGAACUUCGGAAUGGGAAAGAGGAGCCUGGAGGAGAGGGUGAAGGAGGAGGCCCAGUACCUGAUAGAAGAGUUCCAAAAAAGUGAAGGGAAACCCUUUGAUCCAACGUUUGGCUUCAGCUCAGCCGGGUCAAACAUCAUCUGCUCCUUGGUGUUUGGAGACCGCUUUGACUACAGGGACAAGGAGUUCCUCAACCUCCUCUACCUCAUCAACAACAGCUGGCACUUAAUGAGUUCCACGUGGGGCCAGCUACUGUUUGUGUUUCCUAAAAUCAUGCAGUGGAUCCCCGGUCCCCACAAGCAGAUAUACAAGAACUACGUCAAACUCGGGGCUUUCGUGGCCAAGAGACUUCGGAUGAACAAGGAAACUCUUGACCCCAACAACCCUCGGGAUUUUAUCGACUGCUUCCUCAUUAAAAUCGAGCAGGAGAAGAAGAAUCCCCAGAGCCACUUUUGCUAUGAGACGAUGCUGAAGACAACGGUAAAUGUGUUUUUUGCCGGGACGGAGACCGUGGGGUCCACCCUGAGAUACGGCUUCCUGAUCUUACUGCGGCACCCAGAGGUAGAAGAGAAGGUCCAUGAGGAGAUAGACCGAGUGAUCGGCCGAGAAAGAAGUCCGUGCAUGGAUGACCGAAGCAAGAUGCCUUACACGGAAGCCGUUAUUUACGAAAUCCAGAGAUUCGCAGACAUCGUCCCCAUGAGCGUCCCUCACACCGUCACCCGGGACAUCAAGUUUCGGGGAUACGACCUGCCAGAGGGUCUGAACAUCAUGCCCCUGAUUUGCACGUCCCAGUACGACCCCACAAAGUUUAAAAACCCCCAGGCUUUUGACCCAACGCAUUUCUUGGACGAGAACGGAGCAUUCAAGAAAAAUGAAGCGUUCAUGGCGUUUUCGGCAGGGAAGCGGAUCUGCCUCGGGGAAGGUUUGGCUCAGAUGGAGUUGUUUAUUUUCUUCACCACAAUACUUCAAAACUUCAGUCUGAAGCCCCUCGUGGACCCCAAAGACAUUGACAUUACGCCUGCAAGCAGCGGCUUAGGAAACAUCCCGUGGCCCUAUAAAAUGUGUCUGAUCCCGCGCUGAGGGCCGGAGUAAUGAAUGUGUGAUAAUCUGCAGGGCGGAAUAAACCGGGCUGAGGGAUUCAUGAUUUUUAUUCUUUUGGGGUGAUGAUAAUAAAGCUCUCUGCAUGCGC